Messenger RNA from Aspergillus ochraceoroseus IBT 24754, 1407 nucleotides. RefSeq lists its product as uncharacterized. NCBI's taxonomy places the organism in Eukaryota, Fungi, Ascomycota, Eurotiomycetes, Eurotiales, Aspergillaceae. The record is from RefSeq and is a predicted model, not a curated record. Bases 1 to 1407 code for a protein of 468 amino acids. The transcript is spliced from 2 exons.
AUGAUGCGACCGAGAGACCCCCGAGUCCGGCAGACAAUCAACCAGAUCUCGCAUAACCUCGAGUCUGCGAAUGAGACGGCCCAAGAGGGCAUAUAUACAUUUUCUCAUAAUUACAUCUUCCCCUGUUUCACCGCCAUUGGGAACUGCAUCUAUGCAUGCACUGAACCCUGUCUCCCUAGUCGCGAAGACCACCUUCGACGCCGCCGACAACGCUAUGCAGAAUUCGAUUUCUACGAUGACUGGGAGAAUGAAGAGGCCGAUGAUACGAUCCUAGGCUGGGGGACGGAUGAACUGGACCGUCUUUUGGCGGGAAGCGGAUUGGCGCGGGGAAGCGCAGAACAGCCGCGUCAGCAGCGGAAAAUGAGCUAUGGAACUCGACGAACGAGCAGGAGGAAAAGCGGUCUUCUGGUCCCCGAUGAUCGUAAUGACCCAACCGUUAUUCCCAGUUCAUCCUUCCUCGGUUUCCUCGAACGCUUUCCCUGGAGACUGGGCGCCCGGGGACUCAAGUACAGACCGUCCGCGGCUGACCUUCAGGAGCACCCGACAGGGUUGCGACGACAUGUUUAUGAGGAGAGUCCUCUGAUGGAGGCCGCAGAGGAAUCCGAUAGCCGGGUGGCUAAUAGUCGCAAUGCACGAUACCGGAGUUCGACACAAUCGUCACGGGAGACGACGAAUUCGCUGAGUUCGCGAGGCGAUUUGAUUCCAAGCGAUGAAGAGGAGGAUGCAGUCCCUCUGGAUGAUGAAUUUGCCAUGAUUCUUACCAGCCGUCGAGGAACAGGCCUGGAGUCGGACGACCAAGGAGGAGAUAAACCAGAAAGUAUGAGGUCUACGUCUGGCACCUUCAGCUUAGCAUCCUCCAAGGCGUCGAAGAGGAAGAGAAAGAAGCAGAAGAUGCGCGCCAGCCGCAUGCGGUCGCCCCAGAGCUCAUACGCAGACGUCUCUCAUGAUGCGACACCCAUUUCGAUUGAGGAUCUGAAGAGGGAGGAAGAGCAGAUUGAACAAGAAGAGGAAUCCGAAGUUGCACGGAGACGACUUGCUGCCCAGCAACUCGCGCUGAGCCGAGGCAUUAGCUUGGGAAAUAUCAGGACUGCUUCUCUACCACGAUCCUCAACCGCAUCUUCAGAUCUCGCCCACCGUGCUUCCUCUGCCAAUAUGCGGCCGCUAGAGUCAGGUGGUGAGCAUGACUUGACCGAUGGGCGUUCCAGGAUAUCACGACGCGAGUCAAACUCGCACCUGGACGAGGAAGAUUCACGAACUGAGCCAUUUCCACCUUUCCCCAUGACGCCCUCUUUGCCAUCACCUGAGGUUAAUUCCAUGCAUGAUGAUCCCACAGGACACAGUGCACAACUACGUAAAACCAAGGACGAUUCCUCAAACCACGCUCCUGAAGAUGACGGUACGGCAUAA